Molecule: messenger RNA, 818 nt
Organism: Trichoderma atroviride IMI 206040
Lineage: Eukaryota; Fungi; Ascomycota; Sordariomycetes; Hypocreales; Hypocreaceae
Biological process (GO): protein insertion into mitochondrial inner membrane
Cellular component (GO): mitochondrial inner membrane
Source: RefSeq, a predicted model, not a curated record
CAAAACGAAAAAAACCUCCAUUUUCCAAUCUCAGCGACAAGAACCGAGGGGCAACUUUUAAAUCUUUGAAAACUCUUCUUUGAUUUCCAUCCCUUCUUCUAAACCCUCAUCUCAACAAAUCGUUCAACGAAAACACAAUGUCUUUCCUCGGAAUCGGUCGUCCCCAGCCUACGUCAGAGCAGAAGAUUGCUGCUGUCGAGGGCGAGAUGCGCAUGAUGGCUGAUACUUACAACCGCCUGCAAAAGGCGUGCCAGAAGAAAUGCGUUCCUUCCGACUACCGCGAGGGCGAGCUCAACAAGGGCGAGUCCGUCUGCCUCGACCGCUGCACCGCGAAGUUCCUCGAUACCUCCAUGAAGAUCAGCGAGAUCAUGCAGCAGCAGGGCCAGGCCAUGGGUGGAGGACCUCAGGGCGGUCCCGGAGGACUGUUUUAGAGGAAGAAGAUGAAAAAGAAAAGCCAAUACAUAAAAAAAAAAAGCCAUAGAGCAUAUUAGGAGAAAAAAGGAGUUGCAUAUUUCUUUUUCUUUUCAUGGCAUUGUCCUCCCCUCUUGUUUCUCUUGGCCUGAAAUGUUGGAUGUCAUGCAUGUGUACGAAUAUAAAUAUGAGAGAGAAAGUUGUCUGGAAAUAAUAUGCGGCGGCGGCAAAUGUUUUGAAAAUGGGACUUUGAUAUUAUGGUAUUAUGGGAUCGCAGGAUAUACACAUAUAUCAUGUCAAAUGUAUAAAGCUAUUCAAAAGAGUACACUGGGUGCUGUCUAGGCGCAGCAUCGUCAUUGUGAUGACUGAACAUCUCCUCUACGAAAUGGUAUCUAUCUUCUUGCAAG